GCGACAACAACCUUUGAUCCUUUACCGGCUGUAUUGCUUGAAUGACAAAGUCUUCAGUCUGCACCAGAGAGAAAGCUGGUAGUACGGCAAAGUAGCACUGCAUACAUUAUUUUGUUGGAAGCCAGUCCCAGCGUUCACUACGGUACCAGGUACCAUACCAUUACGGUCCAGCAAUCCGGAUUUGUUCUCCAGAUCUACAUGUAGUACAUGUACCGGUAGCUAGAAGUUCAACCUUUGCUACCUAUCUAGUUUGGGUUCAUGAAUGCGAUCGUGGGUUGGUGACCGCAGAUUAAUUGGAAAAGAAGAACCAACCAACACCCAACCAAGCAAAUCAUCUAUUAGUAAACAAACGAUACGAUACAACCAUGGCCGACGCUUUCGAUAUCAACCCAACAGAACUCCAAGAGGAAGUCUUUCAUAGGGCGGCUAAAAGCCAACCUGAUGACACUACGGUGCCUCCAUCGAAAGAGUCGAACAAGAACAACCUAGAUGUUGUCAAAUCAAUUGAGUCAUCACCAUCCUCACCAUUCCAAGCCUUUGUCGACAAUGUGUUUUCCACCAAAGAACCCAAGCCAAAACAAAAUGAGAACCAGCAACAUGAAGAGUCGCCAUCGACGAGCAAGGAUCAAGUCUCAUCAACCUUGGAAAUCCCCAGCCUCCUUGACAGCACCAGCAGCAAGACUCCAUCACCAGACAAGGCCAGCAAAAGCAGCGAGCAAGAAGACAAAGAAGUUGGUUUUGGAAGCUUCCUUUCGCAAGCCACAAAAGGGUUCAUGAGUAGUACCCCUGGAGCUGUCAAGGCAACAAGCAACAAACACUCUCUGGAGGAUGACGAUGACAGCGUUGCCGGCAAAGCAGGCUCCGUCAAGAAGGAGGAAGAACAGGAAGUCACACCACAGCUUAUUGAUGGCCUUCUCGGAUUCGUGAGCAAUUCCGGCAGCACCACUGGCGCCCCCGGUGAGGAAGAAGAGGUGGCCCAUGUUCUAGAGGAACACACGUACAGCCAACCAACCAAUUGUGAUAUUUGCAAAGGCUUACUGGUAGGACUCUGGUCCCAAGGACUCCAGUGCAAGCUAUGUGGGCUCAAUGUGCACCGUGGAGAGGGGGUUCGUGGUCAUGAUGAUUGCCAUGCGGAAGCUCUUCUAAAAGGCUGUCCCGGUUGUCGCAAUGAGGAGUUUUGUUCGCCAACAACUAAUCCUGUGCGGAUGCGGGAUGUCAUUGGUCAACUGCGACAGAGAGCCCAGGAGGAACCCAACUUUCUACAAGAAAUCAAGGAGCAAGCGGACAAAGACAUCCAUACACAUAUCAAGGAUAUCAUAGUGUCCAAAUCAACAGAUGAUCAGCGGACCAAGAACUUGCUGCGGGCUCGAAAUUUCAUUGUUCCCUUUACUCAAAGGUUGGACAGCAUGGAAUCAAAUGAACUCUGGUUUAUCUAUUCACUUUUGUUCUUGGGGCAUUUGGCUGUCGGUGCUCUGGUUUCUUGUAUUUCCUGGAUUGGCUUUAUGCUGGUGCUCUGUCCCAGGUCUGGCCUCUUGUCCACCCCAUCCUUGAAGUUGGCUCAUAUUCACGGCAUGACGGUCCUGUAUGCAUUCCAUGCCUCGGUGGUCCUACUUGUGUUGUUGCUGCGACGUCUCAUUAGUGUGAUGAAUCGCAAGUCGAAUGUAUUGGAUCAGUUCUUGCGAGAAAUGUUCACAUUGGAAGCAGAGGAUGACUUGGGUAUCACUGUGAAAGGCCUUGCCAAGAGGGCUCAGCUGUGGAUCCAUCGUGUUACAGUGUCAAGUUGUUGCAUGUGCCUGGUGGCACUGCUACUGUGGCAGGCAUCACAGCCCUGGUCCUUACUGUUCCACCCAUCGAACGUUUGUUCCAAUAGUGAUGAUUGUAGUCAGGAGUUUUGUUGGAAGCUGGAGACAUAAAUUUUCACAUAAUGGACUACAACGCACUUUAGAAAAGCAUCUCUUUUGCUGGCCUAUUUUCAUCUAGCGGUACCAUACCGUACCUACAACAAGGUACGUCCUCUAUAUCCUUUGGGAGCGCCGAUGUAUUGAUUAGUAUGCAUACUGCUGUUGUGGAUUGUUGCCACUCGAUUCGAUUCUACAUGUAGCUACUUGGCCAAAUCUUUCUCGACAGCCUCCCAGUCGAUGGUUCCAUCCGAUACUGGUUCUCCUGGAUUUCUCAAAAAGUGCAAAGGGCUGCGUUUGGCAUCGGAUCCAAAGAACUGUCCACUUUCUUCUUUGGUAGUCUCGAAUAGACAGUGACGAAUGGCAACAGUUCCUUCCUCUGGAGGUUUUCCACCGGGCCAUCCGGCCGUAAUGGCGGUAUCAAUGUAUCCCGGAGUCAAGCAGUAGACACUUAUAUUUUUGGGCGCCAAUGUCUUGGCGAGCAUCAUGGUGUAACAUGUGAGCAAUGCUUUGGAGAGUCCGUAGUGGUCCGUGCCCACUUGUCCGUGGGCAGGGUCGUCUUUUGGGACACCUCUAUCGUAUUCCUCUUUGAUUUCUUCCCAUGUAAUGUCGGGAUUGCACAAUUUCUUUUGACGUUCGAUGGGUUGACUCCGUACGUAUAGAGGUCCCGAGCCACUUCCGACAUUGACAAUUCUAGAUGCUUGCGGAUCGAGCAAUUCGGUAAAGGCAUCGACGACGCGCUUGACGCCCAUGAGAUUUACAUUCAAGACGGUUUCGUUGGUGACGCCGUGACCCAGACCUGUUCCGGCAUUGUUGACAAUGGCAGUCAAUUUGACUCCUUUUUCUUUUAGCGAAGCCGCUGCCUUGGUGACGGAAUCGUCACUUCCCACAUCGAUCUGAAGCAGUUCCACUUGACCCUUACUGUCGCCACCCGCAUACUCUUUCACUUGCUGGACUGCCGUAGCGCCCUUAUCGGCACUACGAGAUCCCAAAAACACCUUGGCGCCGUGAUCUUUGCACAGUUGCUUGCAUAGCGCCAGUCCAAUGCCUACAAUAAUUUUAAAAUUCAGAAAAUACACAUGAAAAAGCCAUCAUACCAAAGAAACUACUAUCUAGUACUAGUAUGCUGUAGCGUGGCUCUUCUUACCUGUGUUGGCACCUGUCA
This is a messenger RNA of Seminavis robusta, 3063 nucleotides long. Lineage: Eukaryota; Bacillariophyta; Bacillariophyceae; Naviculales; Naviculaceae. The record is from the annotation of a GenBank genome assembly.